This is a messenger RNA of Perca fluviatilis (European perch), 1283 nucleotides long. RefSeq names its product phosphoinositide-interacting protein-like. Bases 388 to 861 code for a protein of 157 amino acids. Lineage: Eukaryota; Metazoa; Chordata; Actinopteri; Perciformes; Percidae. Gene Ontology annotation, biological process: positive regulation of cation channel activity; phosphatidylinositol-mediated signaling. Gene Ontology annotation, molecular function: transmembrane transporter binding; phosphatidylinositol bisphosphate binding. The transcript has 3 exons. The record is from RefSeq and is a predicted model, not a curated record.
AUAACAGAGAGCCAUUUCCUAGUUGCUGCCCUGCCCUGCUGCUCUUUGUGUGGGAAGAGUACAAGCCAAUUGAGGCAGAAAUUUCCCUUUCGUUGUCCAGUCCUUUCAGGCAUUUUUUAAACAAAUGCAACACCCAAGCUGUUGGUAGAAGUUUUUUGAAAAUCCUUUCACAGGCCAAUGAAGGCUUCAGCCUGUGUGGUUUGGGCUGUUUGGUUACCCUCUGGGGACCGGAAGGCAAGCUUCUUGCCAUGGAUGCAACAUCAGGAGUGAGCGCCUGUGAUGGUAGAUGAUGGUAAGGGAACGGUGGUGGUCACAGGAUUCUCUUGAGGAGGUGGAGAUAGCAAAGGAGGAUUUCUGGAUGUUUUCUGAUGGUUAGAUGUAAACUUAAUGUUGAUUCUCUUCAAAAAUUCAGACAGAAACUUGAUCCAGAUUCAAAGAGUCAUCCUGGAGGCCAUGCACGGCAGCCCAGAGAACAUCCCCCUGGGAGAGUGCACCCUCUCCCAGUCCAGGGACCAGCUGACGCCCCCGAGCCGCACAGAGAGCACCGUGUUCAGCCUGUCCCGCAGCGAGUCCCUAUGGACCGCAGAGACCCCUCGCAGCAAGUGUGAAGAAUUCUGGUUCGCCAUCCACCUCAUGUCCACCGGGGGCAGCUUCCUGGCAUGCGGCAUCAUCAUCAGCGGCAUGUACUUCGCGGGCCACUGCAGGAUGUGGACCAAUAUCCUGGGACCGGCCCUAGUGUCCAUUGGGCUGAUGGUUUUUGUGGUGGGCUUGGUCCUGGUCCCCAUCACCAAGGAGAACAGGCAGCAGUCGAAUAAGAAGAAGCCUCUCAGCAACUACAGGCCUCCGAUGUUCAACCUGUGAUCACAAAACGUCAUUGUUUGGAAGUAAUUUAUCAUGAGAAAUUUUUAAGUUUUCAGAGCACACUGGAUUGAAAUGAACCUUUUCAGCAUGGGAGUGAAUUAUUAAAAAGACUCUGCGUGGUGACAUUUAUUUUUGUUUUUACGAGGAUUGCCAACACUAAGCUCUUAUCUCAGUCUCAAGUGUGCAUGACGACAUUUGCAUUUAUGGCCAUGGCUGUGGAAAAAGAAGGUGAGAGCACAAGGACAACAAUGUGCUGUAUAAAUUGCAAUUAUCCACACACAAUUUAGCGAGAAGGAUACUAGAAAGCAAACUGUCCUCAUGAAUGUUCAUGACGGUUAAGUAGACAAGGGGGAUUUCCUAAUGCUGUGUGGUACAGUAUAUGCCAAUUCAUGAAUAAUUAAAGGUUGUGAGAGCUUAUAAUU